Pteropus alecto (black flying fox) is the source of this 4692-nucleotide messenger RNA. RefSeq names its product glutathione S-transferase C-terminal domain containing (gene GSTCD). Lineage: Eukaryota; Metazoa; Chordata; Mammalia; Chiroptera; Pteropodidae. The coding region runs from base 406 to 2304 and encodes 632 amino acids. The record is from RefSeq and is a predicted model, not a curated record. The transcript is spliced from 14 exons.
UCUUCCGGUCCGCCGGAUUAUGAAUGUCGGUCGGCGCGGCGGUUUCUCAGGCGUGCUGUCUGUUGUUUCUCUCCUAGUCUCCUUGGCAGUGAGUUGUUUACUGGCUAAGACUCCAGAAGCCGCCUCGGAAUCCCGGCUCGGGCCGGACGGGAAGGCGCAGGGGGCUCGUGUCGCCGACACGCUCACGCACCCUCCCUGCCUGGCCGCGCCUCUGCGACCAGAUGAUUCCCUGAUUCUCCAGAGAAAAGAUGACACACUUCCCUUAUGGCUAAGGUUACAGUUGCCAAGAGAGGCUGCUCCCAGUUAAUAUUCAGAGACCUCCAUGAAAUGAAGGAGCAAACAAUGUGAAUAUCUUGAAGAAGAGCAUUCUAGGCAGAGGGAACUGUGACCCAAUGAAAGAAGAAAAUGAAAGGCAUUAAGAAAAGCCUUACAGAGGAAUAUCUAUACCUGGACUUUUCUCACCAAAAAGAAGGAUGCAUCUUUCCACUUCAUACAUCUGUAACUUUAUUUUUGUUGUCUUACUGUGACUGUAAAAUCUUCAAAGUUUGCUUAGUUCUCACCAGAGAAAGUACAGAUAUUCCACUACUUAAAAAUAUACUGUCCCAGGAUGUUGAAAUACAGAUUAUUUCAAGGCAGGAGCUUCCACCGAUAGUCCAGAGUUGCUGUUUACCUGCAAUAGUAGAAAGACCAGAAGAUUUCUGUAGAGCGGGACUAGCUGUUGUACUGAGAUACAUCAUCCAGAAAUCAUAUGAAGCAGAUCCCUCAAAGAAGGAAAUUUUGGAACUUCUGGGCUUUAAGAAGACUUGCUUGAAAGCCUGUGCUGAAGUUAGUCAGUGGACCAGGCUAUGUGAAUUCACCAUCCCUUUAGCUAUUGAGAAUUUUCUCAAAGAAUCUGCUGACCAGCACCCAACUAUCCCUGAAGAAAUACUACAGCUAGAGAAAAAGCUUAGUGAGCCUGUUAGAGUGCAUAAUGAUGACAAACUCCGUCGGCAGAAGCUGAAGCAACAGAAGGCUCCCGGAGCUGGGCCUUCCCUUGUUAAGGGCAAAAUGCAGAGCAAGGUCGAUAGACAGAAAAUGUCUGAAGGGUUGGACUCUUCAUCCAAGAGCCUGGAACUGAAAGUAGCAUUCUCAAAGCUCAUGGUACAGGAAGAACCAGCUACUACCACCAACAGGGAGGCUUCUCACAUCAGAAAAGCGAAGGCUUCUGACCUCCCACCUCUGGAGCAUGUUUUUGCAGAAGGCCUUUACUUCACUUUGGCAGAUAUCGUGCUACUACCCUGUAUCCAUCAUUUUUUGUUAAUUAUCUGCAAGAAACUUUCUGAAAAGCUGGUGGAAUUUCCACUGCUUUCUGCUUGGUACCAGAGGAUUCAGGAAGUGCCAAGAGUGAAAACAGCAGCUUCUCAGUGUGGGAUCCACUUUCUCCAUUUACCAGCGUUGCUGACCUCCUCAAAUGAACAGCAUUCAAACUUAAAUGAGGCCACAGGUGUAGAGGAACAAAACGAUCCUUCAUUUGUAGGAGGACCGAGACCCACUAUGACCAAGUUAAUGGAAAAAGGCAUUGAAGUGAUGUUUUCUCCCCACCCUUGCCCUACUUGGACCCUUGAUUGGAACAGUCUUCCUGCAGCAGUGAGCCCAAAGGAAGGUAAAAUGCCGUAUGAUCGAGCUUUGAGGAAGCAGCAACAGUUAAACAACCUUGUGUAUGUGGUGACAAAUCAGGCCAAACCUGGUGACAGAAUUGUGGAUUUCUGCAGUGGUGGGGGCCAUGUUGGGAUUGUGCUUGCUCACAUGCUGCCUGCAUGCCAGGUUACAUUAAUAGAAAACAAGGAAUUAUCAUUAAUUCGUGCUAAGAAGAGAAGUGAUGAACUAGGCCUAAGCAACAUUUGGUUCAUUCAAGCAAAUAUGGAAUAUUUUACAGGGAUGUUUAAUAUUGGGGUGGCGUUGCAUGCCUGUGGAGUGGCAACGGACAUGGUGAUUGAGCACUGCAUCAAAACACGGGCUUCCUUUGUCACAUGCCCUUGCUGUUAUGGUUUCAUUCAGAACACCUCAAAGUUUAAUUUUCCAAAAAGUGAACAAUUUAAGAAAACUUUAUCAUACAAGGAACACAUGAUUCUGUGCAGAUUUGCAGAUCAGACAGCUGUCCAGCUUCCACCCCAACGAAGGCUCAUAGGAAAACAGUGCAUGUGCCUGGUGGAUCUGGACCGAGCAAGAGCUGCAGAAGAACGUGGCUACUCUGUUCAAGUGAUAUCCAUGGAGCCAGAGAGCUGCUCUCCCAAAAAUAACAUGAUCGUGGGAGUCCCCAUUUAGAACAAGAUAUUCACAUUUGAUGUUUUGCCAUCCGUCUUCAUGAUGAAAGCUCAGUGGCAUUCAGGAGGUUCUUGGCAUGACGACAGAGCAGCAUUAGCCAUCUUGAACCUAUUGUGCUCAGGAAGGAAAGCAGCAGGAAAAUCUUUGAAGAAAGGCUGCCUGCAAAGCAUCACAAAUGCUCUUAUAAUGUGCGAUUAAAAGACCACUGGUUUUCAUAGUGAGAGCCUCCUGAAGUCUCAGCUGCCAGCAGAAUAAUAGUCACUAAUGGAGGUUCCAUCACUGGAAUAACAAUUUCCUUCUCAGUUCACAGCUUUUCUGAUCUGGCCAAUGUGAUGUUCAAUUCAAAACAAUGUACUUGCAGCUUUUAUAAUCAUUUAGAUAUUCAAGUACAGACUAAAAGUAGACUCAGUGGGAUUUGUUUGUUUUUUAUAUAUCGAACAAUUAUACUUUUUCUAUGUGUGUAUGUAUGCUCUGUGUGUGUGUGUGUGUGUGUGUGUGUGUAUUUUAAAUCUAGUCAGGUAAUUACAGUAUGGUUAAAUUUUUCAGCUGGGCGAGUUAGACUUGCAUAUCAUUUCAUAUACUUAAAUAUACUUUCCAUAAAUUAUCCAAUGAGCUCAUUUCUGGUUCAAAUAUUUUAUAUGAAGACAUUGUAGAAUAAUUGCAGUAAAUUUCCCAUUAUGGCAACAUGUAAUUUGGACAUAAAUUCUAAAUAAUUAGUAAAUAUGUUGAUUAAUUAAAUCAAGUCUAUAAAUAUAAUUAAAAUUAUUGAGGAUCCAUUAUUUUCAGGACCCUGGCCUAGCUUCUUUUAAGGAUACAAAGAUGAAUUGCAAGAGAUAGAAUUCUUUGCCUGUGAAAGUAAAUCAGCUAAGUGAGAAAGAUUAAUGAAUUAGUUAAGUUCUUUCUAUCAUAAUAUAAUAUAUAGUCACAGGAUUUGUUUUUCAGAUAUCAAUGAUAUUUUUAUUUUUUACUUUUUUGGUAAAAUGUAUUGAGUGUAAAUUAGAGGUGAGAGGAGUGUGGAAUAUAAAAGCUUAUUUGAAUAACUAUCUACCUAAUCCUUAUUCCACCAGCCAAAGUUUUUAAAGAUAGAUGGCAUGUCCUUCCUAACAUGCUACUAAUUAAUUUUUAUAUGUCCUAUGUUAUUCCAUUUGAGAUGAGAUUUAUUUUAUCAAUUUUGAUGUUUUCAAUCCUGUGUGACACAGAUCAUCAGGAGAAAGAAUUUUAAUAAAUAGCUCAUCAUCAUAGAUUAAAAUAUAGGAAUAUUUAUGAAAGAAGGGGUUUGAACUCUUAUUUUCUGGGAUAAUAUUUGAGAAAAGAAUUAAUCAUCAGUGCUGAGCAUUUUAGUCAUUUGAACCUAUAAACAAACCAUGCUUUUUUAUUCUGGGCUUUCUUUUUUUAAUCGAGGUAUAAUUUACAGAUGAUAAAAUAAUAGAUAUUAAAUGUUCAGUUUGAGAAGCUUUGACAACUGUAUAUGCCCAUACAGUCACUACCAGAAAUAAGUAAUAGAAUAUUUCCAUCAGCCUAGAAAGUUCUCUGAUGUCUCUUUCAGUUCAAUAACCCCCACCCCACAGGCAACCACUCUCUGAUUUCCAUCAUCCUAUGUUUGUUUUGCCCAUUUUGAUCCUUUAAAUAAAUCAAGUAAUUUAGUAAGUAGUCUUUUGUGUCUGGCUUCUUUUGCUCACCAGUAUUUUUUGAGAAAUAGUUAUAUUGUUAUAUGUAUCAAUAGUUUCUUCUUUUUCCUACAAAGUAUUCCAUUAUAUAAAUACAUCAAAAUGUGUUUAUCCAUUCUCCUACCAAUAUUUAUUUGAAUUGUUUUCACUUUGAGGAUAUUAUGCAUAAAGCCUAUGAAUAUUCUUGUACAGUCUUUUUGUGGACAUAUGUUUUCAUUUCUCUUGAAUAAAUAUCUAGUAGAAUUGCUGAAUCAUUGAAUAAGUGUAUGUCAGUUGCCAAACAAUUUUCCAAAUUUGUUGUACCAUUUUAUAUCCCCAGCAGCAACAUAUGAAAAUUCCAGUUCUCCUUGCUUUCACCAACAUUUGCUAUUGUCUGUCUUUUUUUAUUUUAACUAUUCUGGUGAGUGUGAAAUGGUGUCUCAUUGUGGUUUUAAUUUUCAUGUCUCAGAUGACUAGUAAUGUUAAGCAUCAUUUAUAAAGUGUCUGUUCAAGUCUUUUGCUCAUUUUUUAAAUUAGGUCAAUUGGAGCUUUUUAUUGUUGAUUUUUGAGUUAUUUAUAUAUUCAAGAUGAGUCCUUUUGCAAAUAUAUGUAUUGAGAAUAUUUUUCCCAGUCUGUGGCUUACCUAUUUUCAUAAUGAAUGUUUUAAUUUUCAUAAAGCCUAACAUACCUUUUUAUUCUUAAUAUUUUGUGUCCUUUCUAAUAAAUCUUUACCCUAAGGUUA